AUGGCAAACGAGGAACCCACCGUACUCAUCAUUGGCGCUGGUACCUUUGGUACCUCGACUGCGUACCAUCUCGCCAAGCAAUACAAGGAUCCGUCGCGUGUAACCAUCAUCGACCGCUGGGAUCACAGUUCGCCUCUUGAAGAAAAGCAAGCGGCAGCCAUUGACACGAAUCGCAUCAUUCGAACCGACUAUGAAUCUCACUUGUACUGCGACCUCGCCAACGAAGCCAUUCAUUUCUGGUUCUGGAGUAUAGCGGUCCAAGGCCAUUUCCACAAGACAGGAUGGAUCGUGCUAGAUGACAAAGAAGGCGGAUUCGGUGAUGCAGUAAAGAAGACGUUUAUUGAGCGCGGGGGAGACUACACGCGCAGUGUUCCCCCAGAACAACUGCAGGAAUACGCCGUAACCCGCGGCAUCCAAACCGAGCACCUAGGCCAAGGCUACUUCAACCCCGAGGCAGGCUGGUGUGACGCAGAGCGCGCAACCCAAAGUUUCAUCAAAGUAGCCCUAGAACUAGGCGUCCAACGAGUCACGGGACAAGUCCAACAGCUCCUUCUCAACACCAACAAAUCCAGUCUCACAGGCGUCAAACUACAUGACGGCCGCAUCCUCAGCGCUGACAAAAUCGUCCUAGCAGCCGGAGCCUGGACAAGCUCUCUCCUCUCCCCCCUCGAAGAAACCCUAAAUUUCAACCAACAAGACCGCAUAGAACGCCAAAUCACAGCCGUAGGCCGGCUGUCCGCCUACUACACCCUCAGCCCCCAGGAAACCCAACAACACAUCGAAUCCAACCUCCCCGUCGUCGUCAUCGGCGGUAAAGUAGACAUCAUCCCACCAUCUCAGCCAAACCGCACGCUGAAAAUCAAUGAUUUGAAAACUGAGGUUGUGAAUAGUGUUGUUACGCCUUCUGGCCACCGUAUCACUGUACCCGCGAAGAGGCAUCAAGCCGAUAUCCCCGCGAGGCUUAAGCGAGAGAGCAGUAGAAUCAUGCAGGAUGCGAUGCCUCAGUGGACGAGCGGGAGAACGCCGACGAGGUGGCGUGUGUGCUAUGAUGCUGUUACACCAACGGAAGAUUGGCUGUUGUGUAGGCAUCCGCAUUCAGCCCUCAGUAACCUCUUCCUCGCUGUGGGUGGGAGUUUUCACUCGUACAAGUUUCUGCCCGUGGCGGGCGCGUACAUGUGCAAUGUACUCCAAGGUAAGAGUAAUGGGAAGGAGAAGGAUGAGGCGUGGAAGUGGAAGAGCAAGGAGGAGUUGCAGAGGCGCCAGGGGAAGGAGUUUGGUGAUAGUCCGCGGAAGGGGGUGAGGAGGGAGUUGAGCGAAUUUGAGGAGGGGACUGGGUCUAAGCUGUAG
Messenger RNA from Pyrenophora tritici-repentis Pt-1C-BFP, 1347 nucleotides. NCBI's taxonomy places the organism in Eukaryota, Fungi, Ascomycota, Dothideomycetes, Pleosporales, Pleosporaceae. The record is from RefSeq and is a predicted model, not a curated record.